Molecule: messenger RNA, 1185 nt
Organism: Electrophorus electricus (electric eel)
Lineage: Eukaryota; Metazoa; Chordata; Actinopteri; Gymnotiformes; Gymnotidae
Product: inhibin beta B chain
Cellular component (GO): extracellular region
Molecular function (GO): hormone activity; cytokine activity; growth factor activity
Source: RefSeq, a predicted model, not a curated record
AUGUUCUCACUCUCUGUCUCAGUCGUUUCUCUCUGUUCAACCACCUGGAUUUACCUGUGUGCCGAACGUCCCCACGGCGGACUCCUGCCGACUCUUUUGUCUGUGUUGUUGUUGCUGAGCGCACUGGUGCUCGAAGGCAUGGGAGCUGUCACAACAGCGGGAAGCACCGGCUGCGCAACGUGCCCGCUGCCCAAGGGCUCGGAGGAGCGCUUUCUGACCGAGAUAGCAAAAAAGCAGAUUCUAAGCAAACUUCACCUACGAGAGAGACCAAACAUCACACAAACUGUGCCGCGUGCAGCGCUCUUGACAGCCCUUCGCAAACUUCACGCGGGCCGCGGCAGGCAUGACGGCACAUUGGAGCUGAACACAGAUGCUAGAGACCAAGCAUACGAGAUAGUCAAUUUCGCAGACAUGGAUGAUGUUGACUCCAGAGGCAUUGAUUCCAGCAUGUCCUUCCAGUUCUUGCAGGAGCAGGGCCAGAGCAUACAGGUGCUCCAAUCCUCCCUGUGGCUGUACAUCCACCCAGCCGAUAGCCCCCACCCAGCUGCCCACAUUCCCGCCCAUGUCUACCUGUCGGGCACGGGCAGAGGCAACCGCACCCUGCUGCUCCAGCGCAAUAUAGAGGUUGUGCGGGGUGGCUGGCACACCUUCCCUCUCACCAACACCCUGCAGGCCUUCCUGGACGGUGACCAGCGGCACCUUCGGCUGGAGGUGCGCUGCGGCAAUGGAGACCGCAACCUGUGCGACCGUGGCACAGCUGCUGACACUCCCCAGCAGCCCUUCCUGGUGGCACAGGUGCGUCUCCGUGACAACGACUCUAAGCACGCCCUGAGCAAGCGCUCACUGCGUUGCGGUGACGACGUCAGCGUUUGCUGCAAGAAGGACUUCUACAUCAAGUUUCGUGACAUCCAGUGGCAGGACUGGAUCAUCGCACCCGAGGGCUACCACAUGAACUACUGUAUAGGCCAGUGCCCGCAGCACCUGGCUGGCUCGCCGGGCAUUGCUUCCUCCUUCCACGCCACCGUGUUCAGCCAGCUGAAAGCCAAUGGCAUCCACACGACCCUCUCCUCCUGCUGCGUGCCCAUCCAGAGGCGGCCACUCUCCAUGGUCUACUUCAACUCUCAGCACAGCAUCGUAAAGACCGAUGUCCCCGACAUGAUCGUGGAGUCCUGUGGGUGCACAUAA